Messenger RNA from Owenia fusiformis, 1792 nucleotides. NCBI's taxonomy places the organism in Eukaryota, Metazoa, Annelida, Polychaeta, Sabellida, Oweniidae. The record is from the annotation of a GenBank genome assembly.
AAGCACUCCACUGAAAACUCAAAGUGACAUCUCUGAAAUUUGAAAGGGAUGGGGAAUGGUGUACCGGCAUCCGCAGACAAGGAGGAAGCUGUUGAUAAAGUUUUCGUAGCAGCACAUCAAGUAGUUCAUGAUGCUUCUGACAUGUCUGACCGUGAGAAGCGUUCUACGUGUAACGUCAUAGCAGACAAUUUACCAACUGACGGGUGGCAGCAAUACAUGGUUGAGGCACACAACGAACGAAGAUUUAAUGAGGCCGUUACAUUUGGAAUUUCUGACGAGAAUAAGCUGACAUACAACCAAGAGUUAGCCAUGAUGGCUCAGUUCCGAGCUAACAAGUGUAUCUGGGACCAUGGGGAUUACAUUGAUUGCAACGGUAAUGUGGUUGGCCAGAAUAUGUACUACGUUAGUGGGUCAGAAUAUCAUCCGAUAGACAAUGAGAUAACCGAUAGAGCUUUGGUUGGGUGGUACGAAAAUGAGAAACCGCAUUACGAUCCAAGUUCCACCUCUUGUGCCGAGGGAAAAGUUUGUGGCCAUUACACUCAGGUCAUAUGGGCGGCUACAGAGAGGAUGGGUUGUGGCGCCAGAAUGUGUGAAACACUCUAUGGGGGAGAUGGGGUUACCGUAUAUAGGAAUUCAAAACAUACUCUGGUUGUAUGUAACUAUUCCCCACCAGGAAACUAUGUGGACAUGCCACCAUUCAGCCAAGGACCAUUUUGUAGUAAAUGUAAGGGUGACACCGGCUACUCUUGCUCCAACGGUGUACUCUGUACCAAGUGCGAUCAUAGGAUUGAUGUUGACUGUGUGUGUCCUAAUAAAGCCAAGUGUGGGGAAAAUGGUGGAACUAUCGACCCAAAUGGAGCGCAAUGCAUCUGUGAUUGUGGUGACCCCUCUUUAUUAGGCGAGGCCUGUGAAAUUAACUGCAACUCAAAACAAGGGGAUGUGCUGGACGAAAGUAGUUGCACCUUUUGGAAAGGCUCUGGCUUUUGCGCAGCUGAGAGUGUUUACAGUGCGUUCAUGCAACAAAACUGCAAAGAUACGUGCGCAUGCCCUUAGAAAGUAAUGCUAAGGACCAAGGACAUGUAAGAAGAACUAUAAAGGAUGAUGACGAUAGCAAAAACGACAAAGAUGGCGUUCCGAUCAAAUAUUCCACAAGGAUACAAUUCCAAAUGAAAUGGACUAUGACUUAAACACAGUUUCCUCAUAUUUGACAAGAAUUUUGAAAUCAAAUAAUACGUAACAAUAUGAGCUAUUUAGUAAUUACAUAAUGCAGGAUCGUAACAUGAAUCACAUCUUAUUUUGGCUACUUCUGCUCUAAGAUAUUGCUCUUGAAAUAUAUUCUCUUUAUUAUACUGUGUUUAUUAUUCCAUUAUGUCGGAGACCUUUGAAUAUUGCGUGAUGUGAGCCAGAUGUAAAUCGCAAUGACCAUGAGAUACCUCAGUUUAUAUCCAAAAUUCAAGAUAGAUGGUUAUGAAACCAAAAAUUAAAAGGAAAUAAUUCUAACUAUGAUUGAUUAUCCAUUUAACUCUGCUACCUUGCACCAAGUGUCCUUCCAACUUGUCUACUUCCACAGCUAACUGCCACCCCUUCUACACAUCCAUCUCCAUAAAUGGUGAACUAUAGUCAGACAAAGAUGUUUCUUAAUAUAUGGUAACCUUUCGUAAAUGUAUUGUUUUUAUUAAAGUAUCACAGGUAACUCCUUCAUAUAGUAUACACAAACACAAAAUCCACUAAUGGCUUAUGCAGUCCUGGAAAAAUAGUCCGGGACUAUAUUAUCUAGAAAAACAAGGCUGAG